AUCGAAGGACCGCAUGAAGCUGCCGCCACGGCUUCCCAGAGAGCGGAAAUCAACUGAUCCCGCCUUCAAAAUUCCUCGGCUCCAUUAGAUUCUCAGUCGCUGACAGCGACCGGAGAAAUAAAGAAAUCAAACCCCUGGAGCCACCCGGGCUUCUCCGCCCCCAUUUCCGUCCUCUGUUUUUGUCCCGGAGCGGAUCCACUCACCACCUAAUCUCCACUUCCCCAACCCUAAUCCUAACACGCACGCAUACUCUCUCUCUCUCAUCGACAACUGCAUCGAACCGCAGUCCCACACCUCAAAGUCUGUUCCAACCAGGAUUCCUGUCUCCAUCGAUCGCAAUUUCUCCCACCAAUCUCUAUAAAUGACCUGAAGGAUCCACUCACCGCUUUUCCCAUAUGAAUACUCCUACCUCUGCUUCGGGGGAAGUGGACCAGGGAGCGGGGGAUGCUGGAGGAGCACUGGAACUGAAAGCUCUCGAUAGAGCAGUGGCGGCGGCGGCGCUGGGAGAGGUGGAAGGCGGUGAGGGAAGUAUAGAUAUGGAGGCGGAGAAGAGGGUAGCGGAGGAGGGUGAUCGGCCGAUGGAUGUUGGGGAUUGGCCCCAGUCGUCUCCGGCUACUGUGUUUCGUAUUCGGCUCAAGCAGCCGCCCGCUAAUCUUCGACAUAAGAUGCGAGUUCCCGAGCUCUGCCGCAACUUCAGUGCGGUUGCUUGGUGUGACAAGCUGAACGCUGUUGCUUGUGCGUCGGAGACAUGUGCAAGAAUCCCAAGAUUGAAUUAUGUUUAUGCAAUGGGAAGGAGAAGGAUCAAGUUCUCUUUUCCAAUUAGUAAAGGCUCUAAUGCAACACUACCAUUUUGGGUACCAAUCCACAUUUUAAAUCCUGAGAGACCAACAGAAUGUGCAGUAUUCAAUGUUAAAGCUGAUUCCCCACGAGAUUUUGUUCAGUUUAUUGAAUGGUCACCGAAGUCUUGUUCUCGUGCACUGUUGAUAGCUAAUUUUCAUGGCAGAAUCACUAUAUGGACUCAGGCAUCACAGGGUCCCAUUCAUCUUGUUCGAGAUGUCAGUUCUUGGCAAUGUGAACAUGAAUGGAGGCAAGAUCUUGCUGUUGUCACUAAAUGGUUGUCAGGAAUGACAGCGAUUCGUUCACUGCCUUCAAAUCCUAACAACUCGUCUAAUAUGAAGUCGACUUUUGAGGAGAAGUUCAGUACACAUCAACCUCAAACUGCAGCAAAAUGGCCAAACUUCCUUUGUGUUUGUUCAGUUUUCUCAUCAGGGUCCAUCCAGCUUCACUGGGCACAGUGGCCUCCUCCUGAAAAUGGUGAACCACAGAAAUGGUUUUCAACAAGCAAAGGACUUCUAGGAGCUGGACCAAGUGGUAUAAUGGCUGCUGAUGCCAUCAUUACUGAAGCAGGGGUCAUGCACGUUGCUGGUGUUCCUCUUGUUAACCCAUCGACUGUUGUUGUAUGGGAGGUUACACCUGGCCCUGGGAAUGGCUUUCACGUGGCCGCUAAGCUAAAUACAACCUGCUCAAUUUUUCCUCCAUUGAGUCCUCCCUGUUGGACAGGCUUUGCACCUCUUGCAGCAUGUUUGUUUAGUUUGCAAGAGUAUGUAAUCUCUCUAGAAAAGCAAGGAAAGAAGCAAACAGAUCAAGAGAUAAUUGAGGCUGCACCACUUCACUGUUCUCCUGUUUCUAAUUUUUCUGCAUAUGUAAGCCCUGAAGCUGCUGCUCAGUCUGCAGCAACCACUACAUGGGGUUCUGGAGUUACUGCUGUGGCUUUUGAUCCAACAAAGGGAGGGUCAAUGAUUGCAGUAGUAAUAGUUGAAGGUCAGUACAUGUCUCCAUAUGAUCCUGAUGAGGGCCCUUCGAUAACGGGAUGGAGGGUCCAGUGCUGGGAAUCAUCUCUUCAGCCUGUUGUUUUACAUCCAAUAUUUGGGAAUCCUUCUAGUUUUGGGGGGCAACCGCCCAUGCAAACAGUAUGGUUAACUAGAGUUAACAAAAGCAUUCCACCAACAGAUGACAUGGCAAAUCCCCAACCAUGCACUUCUUCGUCGACCAUCUCUGAUGAGAGGAAUUCAUCUGACAGUAGCAUUGAGAGGGCAAAAAGGCUCAGCUUUGACCCAUAUGACCUUCCAAGCGAUGUGAGGCAGCUAGCUCAAAUAGUUUAUUCUGCGCAUGGUGGUGAAGUUGCUGUUGCUUUUCUUCGUGGUGGAGUCCACAUAUUCUCUGGUGCAAAUUUCAAUCAACUUGAUAGUUACCACAUCAAUGUUGGUUCAGCCAUUGCUACACCUGCCUUCUCAUCUAGUGGCUGCUGCUUGGCCUCAGUUUGGCAUGACACAAACAAAGAUCGGACAACCUUGAAGAUAUUUCGUGUUCUUCCUUCAGCUGUUUCCAGCAAUCAAGCUAAAGUUAGCUCGGCUGCAUGGGAACGUGCUAUUGCAGACAGGUUUUGGUGGUGUCUUUUGUCUGGUGUUGACUGGUGGGAUGCCAUUGGCUGCACCCAGAGCGCCGCAGCAGAUGGUUUAGUUUCUUUGAAUAGCGUGAUUGCCGUGUUGGAUGCAGACUUCCAUGCUUUGCCUUCAAAUCAACACCGACAGCAAUAUGGCCCAAGCCUUGACAGGAUAAAGUGCAGACUUCUGGAGGGUACAAAUGCUCAAGAUGUUAGGGCACUUGUUCUCGAUAUGCAAGCAAGAUUGUUGCUUGAUAUGUUGGGCAAAGGAAUUGAGUCUGCUCUUAUUAAUCCGGCGACAUUGUUACCAGAUCCUUGGCAUGCUUCUGGUGAGACAUUAGCAAGCAUUGAGACAGACAGAAUGGUUGUUGACCAAGCUUUGGUACCCAGCAUCCAGGCUUAUGUUGAUGCUGUUUUGGAUCUUGCCUCACAUUUCAUUACACGCCUGCGGCGGUAUGCUAGUUUUUGUCGUACCUUAGCUAGUCAUGCUGUUGGGGCAUCUUCUGGAUCAAGCAGUGCUCGCAAUGUUGUGGCAAGUCCACCCCUCUCUUCUUCAUCACCAGCGACUAGUCAAGGUAGUCAGAGUGGAACUACUACCACAAGUGGUAACUCUCAGAUGCAAGCAUGGGUGCAAGGUGCCAUUGCUAAGAUCAGCAACACUGCUGAUGGAGGAUCAUCAACAACCACACCAAACCCAAUCAGUGGCCCUUCUUCCUUUAUGCCAAUUAGUAUAAAUACCGGAACAUUUCCUGGAACACCUGCUGUUAGGCUUAUUGGGGAUUGUCAUUUUCUUCACCGACUAUGUCAGUUGCUUCUAUUUUCCCUUAUCUUUCGGCGAAGGCACACUACCACUAAACUUGCUAUCAGUGCUGUUUCCAAAAUAGAAGAUGGGCAGGCUCGCACGGGACAAUUGGUUGCUGGAGCCAAAGGUCUCGAAGAAGGUAACCAAGGCAAGUCUAUACGGCUAGGCUCUGGAAAUGCUGGACAGGGAUAUACAUCAGAAGAGGUGAAGGUACUUUUCCUCAUACUGGUAGAUCUUUGCAGAAGAACAGCUCCACUGCAGCACCCGUUGCCCACGUCGCAAGUUGGGUCGAGCAAUAUAAAUAUACGGUUGCACUACAUUGAUGGGAAUUAUACUGUGCUACCUGAGGUGGUCGAAGCAUCUCUAGGACCCCACAUGCAGAAUAUGCCUCGGCCUAGAGGUGCUGAUGCUGCGGGUCUUUUACUUCGUGAGUUGGAGCUACACCCCCCAGCAGAAGAGUGGCAUAGACGCAACAUGUUUGGCGGACCAUGGUCAGAUCCUGGAGAUGCUGGUCCUUUGGAUUACGCUGCCAAGUCGAAGCUCGCUGGUUCAGAUCCUUGUGCAACUAAAUUAGCCGAGAACAACGAUGACUUUUCUGGAAGCCAGUGCCUCUGGCCGAGGAAACGGAGAAUGUCGGAGCGAGAUGCAGCUUUUGGUCUGAAAACAUCGGUCGGAUUGGGAGCUUGUCUUGGUAUAAUGGGAUCUCGUAGGGAUGUCGUUACUGCUACAUGGAAGACAGGACUUGAGGGUGUUUGGUACAAGUGCGUCAGAUGUUUGCGGCAGACUUGCGCAUUUUCUCAGCCUGGCUCUCCCCCUCCAGAUAACGAACGGGAAGCAUGGUGGAUUAGUCGCUGGGCUUACGGUUGCCCUAUGUGUGGUGGGACAUGGGUCCGUGUUGUUUAGUUUUGUAACUUCUAUCUUCAUUUUCACAUAAAUUUUAUACGGACAGAUUGUUCUAGAGGAUAGGC
Molecule: messenger RNA, 4213 nt
Organism: Phalaenopsis equestris
Lineage: Eukaryota; Viridiplantae; Streptophyta; Magnoliopsida; Asparagales; Orchidaceae
Product: mediator of RNA polymerase II transcription subunit 16
Exons: 17
Coding region: 396-4148 (1250 amino acids)
Biological process (GO): regulation of DNA-templated transcription
Cellular component (GO): mediator complex
Molecular function (GO): protein binding
Source: RefSeq, a predicted model, not a curated record